UUCUCUCCCUUUCUCUCCACUUAUUCUUCUUCGACUUUCUUCUCUCUCGUUUUUAGAAACAUUUGAUCGUUUUCUACUUCUUGUUGCAGAACUUUUUAAGCUCCGCAUUAAUGGCGGACUUGAAAGAACGGCUUCUACCACCAAGACCCAUAUCUUCAAUUAACCUAAGAGAAGCUACUUCUCGUCCCAUAUCCUCAAUUAACCUAAGAGAAGCAACUUCUCGCCCUUCAGCAUCAGGACGACCUCUUUUCCAAGGUAUAGAUUUCUUAGGGUUAAAAAAACGUGGUCAAGGACUUCGAUCAUGGAUUCGUGUUGAUUCAUCUGGGAAUUCUCAAAUCAUGGAAGUUGAUAAAUUUACUAUGAUGCGUCGUUGUGAUCUUCCAGCUAGGGAUCUUCGUCUUCUUGAUCCUCUUUUUGUUUAUCCAUCUACAAUUCUUGGAAGAGAGAAGGCUAUUGUUGUAAACUUAGAACAAAUUCGAUGUAUUAUUACUGCUGAUGAAGUUUUACUGUUGAAUUCAUUAGAUAGUUAUGUGUUGCAAUAUGUAGUUGAGUUACAGAGAAGAUUAACUUCACCUGGAGUUGGAGAAGUUUGGCGAAAUGAGGGUCCUGAUUUAGGAAGGAGAAGAAGUGGAAGUAGAAGUUUUGAUAAUAUGUUUCCGACUGCUUCUCCUGAUUAUUUACCUUUUGAAUUUAGGGCUCUUGAAGUUGCUCUUGAGGCUGCUUGUACAUAUCUUGAUGCGCAGGCAGCUGAGUUAGAAAUUGAAGCAUAUCCGUUGCUUGAUGAGCUGACAUCAAAGAUCAGUACCUUAAACCUGGAACGAGUGCGUAGGUUGAAAAGCAGACUUGUCGCAUUGACUCGCAGAGUUCAGAAGGUUAGAGAUGAGAUAGAGCAGUUAAUGGAUGAUGAUGGAGAUAUGGCUGAAAUGUAUCUCACUGAGAAAAAAAGACGGAUGGAGGCAUCUUUUUAUGGUGACCAGUCUGUAAUGGGGUACAGUUCUACUGGUGGUGGACUAUCAGUUUCUGCUCCAGUUUCUCCUGUUUCUUCACCUCCUGAUAACCGGAAGCUUGAGAAGAGCUUGAGUAUCGCCAGGAGCAGGCAUGAAAGCAUGAAGAGUUCGGAAAGCACUUCCGAUAACAUAGAAGAGCUGGAGAUGUUGUUGGAAGCAUAUUUUGUUGUCAUUGAUAGUACCCUCAACAAGUUAACAUCGCUAAAGGAGUACAUUGAUGACACAGAAGACUUCAUCAACAUUCAAUUGGAUAAUGUUCGAAACCAGUUGAUCCAAUUUGAGCUGCUGCUUACAACUGCAACAUUCGUUGUUGCAAUCUUUGGAGUGGUUGCAGGGGUCUUUGGAAUGAACUUCACUGUACCAUUAUUCGAUCAACCAGAUGCAUUUAAGUGGGUCCUUGUCAUCACAGGCAUAUGCGGGCUUAUAAUAUUUGCUUCAUUUUUAUGGUUUUUCAAGUAUAAAAGACUCAUGCCCUUGUAGAGAGAAAAUAGAAAGGGUGGAAAGUAUUAUGGUAUUGAUGAUUUCCUCUGUAAGAUAUGAAGGAGAGAGAAAAGUGGCCCAGAGAAAUACAGCUUUUCUAGUGGAAUCAUUUUUGUGCCAUUACAAGUUUUUAGGCAUAUGGUAUGAAAAGUUCCUUUUACCUAUACUAUAUUAAUUUGGAUUAAAUGGGCAUAUUAUGGUUUUGUUCCUUGAUGUUGA
This is a messenger RNA of Papaver somniferum (opium poppy), 1706 nucleotides long. RefSeq names its product magnesium transporter MRS2-1-like. Gene Ontology annotation, molecular function: magnesium ion transmembrane transporter activity. The record is from RefSeq and is a predicted model, not a curated record. The coding region runs from base 111 to 1487 and encodes 458 amino acids. The transcript has 5 exons. Lineage: Eukaryota; Viridiplantae; Streptophyta; Magnoliopsida; Ranunculales; Papaveraceae. Gene Ontology annotation, cellular component: membrane. Gene Ontology annotation, biological process: transmembrane transport; magnesium ion transport.